Messenger RNA from Caenorhabditis remanei, 1365 nucleotides. RefSeq lists its product as uncharacterized. The transcript is spliced from 8 exons. The record is from RefSeq and is a predicted model, not a curated record. Bases 1 to 1365 code for a protein of 454 amino acids. NCBI's taxonomy places the organism in Eukaryota, Metazoa, Nematoda, Chromadorea, Rhabditida, Rhabditidae.
AUGGAACUAACCCCCAGACGUCAUGAACUACUUUGUACAUACCUUCUCGGAAUCGGAACACUCUUUCUCUACACUGGAUACUCCCUUCAACAAUUCAUUGGAGAGUCAGUCAUCCACUCGAUCCAUGAGAAAUCACCAGACACUAUCUCAGCGUACGCCGGUUAUUAUGGAGCGGCAUUCCACCUGUCGGCCUUCGCCCUCUGUACCCUUGUCACCCCAUCCCUUCAACAUUUCGUUCCGAGUAAAUGGUUCCUGACACUGGCUUCUGCACUUUUUGCAGUCUAUUAUCUUGGAUUUUUCCAUUUGAACAAGUACUAUUUCUACCUGACACAAGCCCUCAUGGGUAUCGGAUAUUCAUUCUACAACAACGGUGAAGGACAGUAUCUAUCAGAGCACUCUUCUCGUCGAACAAUCGAAUCGAACACUGGAAUUGAGACAGCUGUCGGACAUGCGAGCAUGUUUUUCGGAGGAAUUGCACUCAUCGUUUUGUGUUUUCUUCUUCAUACUGAAGGUGGAAAUGGUAUCGAGUACUCGGAUUUGCAAAUCAGAUUCAUCUACGGAACAAUGUUCAUUCUGAAUGUGUUUUCUGUCGUAGUCUUCGCUUUCCUCCCUACAAAACAGUAUGAUUCAAUCGCUUCGAAGUCUUCAACUGUGGUCCCAUCACUUGCCAAUCAAAUUAAACAAUUUCUCAAAGCAUUCCAAUCGAAGAAUCUGUUGAUUCUGAUGCCAUUCUUCUUCUUCCAAGGAUUCGCAGUAUCAUUUCUGAUGACUGUUUACCCAACAACACUCUCUUUCACAUAUGCAUUCAAAACUGAUAUUUAUAUUAUUGGAAUCUAUUCAGUUUCUAUGGGAAUCGCCGAGGCUAUUGGUGGAAUAUUCCUCCGCCCCCUUCUGAAACGUGCCGGUGACUAUGGUCUCUAUGUGAUUGCUGCUACCAACUUCCUCUCCUACUCCAUCAUUAUCAUCUUGGCUGUUCUCUCAAUUCCAAAUCUUGCAACCUUUGGUCCAACCAAUUCUGCACCACUUUUUUUGACUCCAAGUCGCCUUCUCGUAUUCAUCAUCGGUUUUCUCAUCGGAUUCUCUGAUUUCUGUGUCACAAUGGCGCGUGCCGUCAUUUGUCAAGUUGCUGUUCCAGACUGUCGCAUGCAGGUCUUCUCAUUGUCAAAGUUGUAUCAGAGUGGUUCAUCUGUGAUCGUCCUUCUCCUCACUCCAUACAUGACAAUCUACAUCUGGCUGUGCGUCCUCACCGUAUUCCUCUUCAUUGGUACCACUGGAUUCGUGAUUGUCGCCCGUCGAACCACGGCUGACCGUCAGAAACAUUCAGUCGCCCAUCCAUCUCAAGCCCAACUUGCUGACAAGAUCUGA